Molecule: messenger RNA, 3407 nt
Organism: Electrophorus electricus (electric eel)
Lineage: Eukaryota; Metazoa; Chordata; Actinopteri; Gymnotiformes; Gymnotidae
Gene: smarcal1
Product: SWI/SNF related, matrix associated, actin dependent regulator of chromatin, subfamily a-like 1
Biological process (GO): replication fork processing; DNA repair
Cellular component (GO): nuclear replication fork
Molecular function (GO): ATP binding
Source: RefSeq, a predicted model, not a curated record
UCGCUUAAGUGAAAAGAAAGUUAACAGAAUGCGCAGCACGCUAGUUUGAAAAUUAAUAACAUUUACUUAUUGCCGCAGAAACAUGCCGUCAUGCGUUCUUAACACGAAUCAUUUUGUGACAUUUGGAUAAUUAUUCUUAACCGCUGUUCAAUGUAACAGAUGAUAAACAGCUAACUAGAUAGCUAGCGUUAACUAACCAUACUUUCUCGCUUGAUAGAUAGCACACAGCUAACGUAAGCUUAAGUUACAAACUUAUUUAAACACGUACAGCUAGCUAUGUACAGUUAAUGUAAAACUCGUAUUCAUCUAGGUCUCUGCGUCUUAUCUUUUGUAGGUACCUAACAACGCUAGCUAAUAUAGCUGAAUCUGCAAUAUAUUCGCGUUCGUUUAUUGUACAUCGGUAUUGAUAUGGCUAGCUAGGAAGAGUAACACUUAACUUUGAAGCAAAUGAAAGUACGCGCAAAUAUAGCUAGCUAGCCAACUAGAUAACCUAUUGUAGUGGGUAUGUCCAGCAAUCUAACACCUGAACAACAGAAAAGAAUCGAGGAGAACAGAAAACGAGCAAUUGAACGGAGAGCUGAGAGACUUGCGCAAUCAAAUGCACAUGUCUCUGCUCAGAACAAAGCAUCCACAUCUCAGCAUGUUUCCCCAUCGACGGGUUUUCUGUCAGAUACAGCCGGGAGACAUACAACAUACGUACCGACAUUUCCUUUGAACUACGAAAUCAAGUCUGCCGCAAGAAAUGCGGGCAUUACAAGACAGAUUCAGGUCAUAGACCCUCUUCCCACUUCUAAAAGGCCCUCUUCAAAAGAAGAGUCUCAGGCAUCAGCCCCUUCAACUCAUUUCAAGCCCCCUGAGCUAAAAUCUGGUGCUGGUCAUUUCCCUGGAACAAAACAGGCUUCCACAGUUGGUAGUUUCUACGGGCAUAGUACAAAGCUUCCUGGUCAAACCUUAAAGAAUCAGAGAUCUAAAGCUUCAGACACUGGCUCUGCUGUGCCUGCUAAGAGGCCAAGUGUGUGUGUGCAUGGGAGAUGUGUACCUCAUUCCAAGGAGAGAUUCAGAGUUGAGGUUGGCUACCAUAUGGAGCUCAUCGCAGUGUUCAAAAACAUACCCUCGAGGAACUACGACCCUGCCACUAAGAUGUGGAACUUUAGCCUUGGAGACUAUAAGCAAUUGAUGGAGGAGGCAGCAGGCAUCUCCUCUGUGUCUCUGAAAGCUCUGGAGGGGAUGGAGGGUCUGGACCUGAAUGCCUCGAGCAGCCGCCCCAGAGAUGCAGCAGCUCUGGCGACCCUCAUGAAGUUGUGCCAGGGCUGGCAGAAGCCCAGCGCUACAGUAAAGGGCCGGUGCACCCUCAUCUCCCGCUCUCGCCUAGAGGUGGAUGUUGGUUACCACGCAGAUGUUAUUGGUGUCUUCAAACAGAUGCCCUCGAAAAAUUAUGACAUGAAGACAAGAAAAUGGAGUUUCUUGCUCGAGGAUUAUGGAAAGCUGAUGGAGGCUGUGAACAGCAUUUCAGCUGUGGAGAUCGAACCAUUACCACGGGCAGUGCUGCAGACGUUCUCCUCCCAGUUCGAGAAGAGCCAGGUCAGAGCUGCCGACGUGCCUGCGGCCGACCUCUCAGCGGUGGACCCCGUGCUCACCCGCUCCCUCAUGCCCUUCCAGCUGCAUGGCGUCCACUUUGCUGUUUCUAGAGAAGGGCGUCUGCUCUUGGCUGAUGACAUGGGCCUGGGGAAGACGGUGCAGGCCAUCUGCAUCGCGGCCUACUACCAGAAGGAGUGGCCACUGUUGGUAGUCGCACCCUCCUCUGUACGUUUCACAUGGGCAGAGGCGUUCCAGCGCUGGUUGCCUUCGAUCGCAAUGGACAGCAUCAACAUUGUGCUGAAGGGUCGAGACAGCCUUUGCUCUGGGCUGGUCAACAUUGUCAGUUAUGACCUGCUUAGUAAAAUGGACAAGCAGCAGUUAGCAAGCCCCUUUGGUGUGCUGAUCAUGGAUGAGUCCCACUUCCUGAAGAACAUUAAAACAGCUCGCUGCAGGGCUGCUCUUCCCCUGCUGAAGGAGACUAAGAGGGUGAUCCUGCUGUCAGGAACGCCUGCCAUGUCCCGCCCCGCUGAGCUCUACACGCAGAUCCUGGCUGUGAAGCCCACACUCUUCCCCAGAUUCCAUGAGUUCGGUGUGAGAUAUUGUGAUGCUAAGCAGCUCCCUUGGGGUUGGGACUACUCCAGCUCCUCUAACCUGGCUGAGCUGAAACUGCUGUUGGAGGAGUCUCUGAUGUUAAGGCGGCUCAAGAGUGAUGUGCUCUCACAGCUCCCUGCCAAGCAGCGCAAAGUGGUUACCGUGACUACAGAUGGCAUGGACUCUCGCACCAAAGCUGCCCUCUCAGCCGCAGCCACAGAUCUCGCCAGCAGACGCCACAAUAAGAUGCAGGAGAAAGAGGCUCUGCUUGUCUUCUUUAACCAUACAGCGGAAGCCAAGAUCAGAGCAAUCUUGGAGUACAUGUCAGACAUGCUGGAAUGCGGGCGUGACAAGUUUCUGGUGUUUGCGCAUCACAAACGUGUCCUGGACAGCAUAACCAAACACCUCUCUGACAAGACGGUUGGUUACAUCCGCGUCGACGGCUCCACUCCCUCAGCAGAGCGGCAGCAGUUGUGUGAGAGGUUCCAAUUCUCACCGCAGUGCCGCGUGGCUGUGCUCUCCAUCAUGGCAGCCAACAUGGGCCUCACCCUCCAUGCGGCAGACCUCGUGGUGUUCGCUGAACUCUUCUGGAACCCAGGGAUAUUAAUCCAAGCUGAGGACAGAGUGCACCGGAUUGGUCAAACGAGCUGUGUGGACAUUCACUACCUGGUAGCCAAAGGCACAGCUGAUGACUAUCUCUGGCCUAUGAUCCAGGAGAAGAUGAAUGUCCUAGAACAGGUCGGCCUGUCCGAGUCCAAUAUAUCGGGAAAGGCAGUGUGUGCCAGCUUCCACAGCAAGGACCCCAAGCAGCAGAGCAUCACUGAGAUGUUCCAGAGGUCGUUCUCAGAAGAGGAUGUGGAUGAGUCCGUGUUGCUGGAGGCUGUGACUGACUGGGAGGACACGGAGCACCAUGGCUCAGUCUCCCACCAACAGGAGCGCGUCUCCGCAAGCACCAGCAAGAAAAAGCAUAAUAAAGACUACUUCAGCUGAUAACCAGCAAUUUUUAAAAAGAAAAAUGGUACUUGGAGUUAAGUAACUAAAGUUGGGACAUUUACCCAAAGACCAACUAAAGUUACCCAAGCUCAUCUUUUCACAAAAUAAUGAGUAUAUCCCUUUUGGUUAUCAUGAGUGAGCAAGUGUCGCUUUGGUCUUUUUGUUAAAUGGGAGGGAAAUUGUAAGUGUAACUAUUGUACAUAUGGCUGUUAAAUAAUAAAGCUCUACAUUUUAGUUUACCUUCA